GUGCGUAUGUUGAUCUGCAGGCAAACGUCAUUACUAUGCCGGCAAAAAAGCACAUUCUUAACUUUGUAAACAGUAAACGAAACGGCACCCGAAACAGAUCGUAACAUCCUUUUCCAUUGCGUACCUUGUGUGUUUAAAUAUUUUUCCGGCACCAUGGACUACAGCAAACGUGUAGAUAUGAUAGCGACUUAUAGCAUACCACCCAGCUAUCAGCCACCGGGCACGGCUCAAGCGCUGGCCAAAAGCACCGACUAUCCGAACAUGAACUCGGUGCAGUACCGUCUUACGGAAGCGGUUCCAUUGGCGGAAAAGAAACUUCCUCCCUUUCUCGAUCUAGCGACCGUUAGCAGUGCGGGAAACGUUAUCAUAGCGGGCAAUAAUUACACCGGUAGGCUCUGGGAAGGUGGCUUCUGUGGUUGGCAAAAGGUGGAAGAACUUUUCCAGGAGGAGAAAAUAAGCUUCAGCAGACGAUGUGACGCGAUCAUAACAGCGCUUAGCUACUCAAUGGACGACGCUUUGUUUAUCGUGGGAGAUGAUAAAGGCUCGAUCGAACUGUGGUCCACGGGGAACGCUAUUAGAGGACCGGGUCUCUAUUUAGUGGAAAAACAGAACCAGCAUAUUGGAGCACUUACGGCACUCGAUACGUUCAAUAGUAUCGAGCGGACCAUAAUUUCUGGCUCCAUGGAUGGUUGCAUCAAGCUGUGGGAUUCCAGUCGGGGCGAUUUGCAAUCGACGAUCACAUUGCAGCUUGCACAUGUCGGUGCAAUUACUUCUGUAGCAACCGAUUCUGAGCAGGAUUCGUUAGCCGUAAGCUGUUCGUACGAUAGGUCAGCAUUGAUGUGGGACUUCCGGGAACCGAAACCGGGCGUGGCGCUGUACGAAAAGCAUGACGUUCCGUUCACUGCCAUCCGGUGGUGCAAUGAAAGUGACUGGAACCGGUUGGUGGCAGUUGGCGAUGAAGCGGGUCGUAUGUACUUUAUCGAUACACGGCAACCGAACAUUUUCCUCGAGACGUUGCCGUGUUUCGAUAGAAAGAUUCAUAAAAUAUCAUUCCACAGGAAACACUUCGCCGUGCUGGGGAAUACGCCCGAGGUUAAAUUUUUCAACGACAAAUCGAAAGAGAUUCAGGUGGAAAAAAGUGCCACGAAUUAUGUGCGUGAUAUUAUUUGGGGUGAAACGAAAGGUGACGACAGCACCAUUUCCUGCACACUGAUCGGAUGGGACAGCUAUGUAAAACAGCUAACACUUGGUGAGAUUGUUCAAUAAUUGCGCGCAUUUGAUUGUAAUUUAUUAAUUGAUAGAAGAAAGUACACGAGAGUGUGAAGCAGAUCGUUUGAAAAAGCUUCUAAAAAAGCUA
Messenger RNA from Anopheles funestus (African malaria mosquito), 1357 nucleotides. RefSeq names its product methylosome protein 50-like. Gene Ontology annotation, cellular component: methylosome. Gene Ontology annotation, molecular function: protein binding. Bases 154 to 1266 code for a protein of 370 amino acids. The record is from RefSeq and is a predicted model, not a curated record. Gene Ontology annotation, biological process: oocyte axis specification. The transcript has 3 exons. Lineage: Eukaryota; Metazoa; Arthropoda; Insecta; Diptera; Culicidae.